UCCCCUUUGGAGCCGGAAAUCGGAAGUGGCCGCGCGUGCGCGCUGGCAGGAGGGUGGCCGGAGAAGGCGCGGGCGGGCGCCACAGCUGCUGCUGCUGCUUGGAGACGCGGGCGCGCACGCGCUCCUCCUCCCUCCCUCCUUCCCCGCCUGCCCCCCCCGAGACCGGAAAGGAGGGGCCCUGGGGGGCUGAGAGAUCUGCCUUGAGGGAGAAGGAAGCAGCCUUUGAGGCGGGGGGGGCUCAGCUGGGGGGGUUGUCAGCGUCCUAAAGUGUCCUGCUGGAGGGGUGUCAGGCUUGGAGGGGGGCUCCUCCAAUAGCAGGUCUGGAAUAGGUGUUCAGGCUCUGGGUGUCAGCAGGAGGACCCCCCCUUGAGGUGUGUGUGUGGGGGGUAUUUUUUUGGGGGGUCCACCCUGAGUUGGGGGUUCCCAGCAGUGUGCAUAAAACCCACAUCCUUGAACUGGUGCUUGGCAGGUUCUGUAGCAGCCCUUUAUUGUGGUGCCGCCCCCCCCUCACUCCAUGCCUCAGUAGGGGGAUGGCCAGGGGGUUGAAGAAGGGGGGCAGUGUGUGGUUGAACAUGCGGCUGGACUAGUUUGGGGGGCGACGAAGCCUUCUCUGGGCUGGCCCCAGUGGCUAGUGGGGCUAGUGGGGUCUCCAGGAGGUGUCUCUGUGUGGGGAGGGGGCCUGGAGGCUGGCUUUUGUUUCCUGCUUGCCAAGGGAUGGGAAGUGCCAGGGAAAGGCUCUAGCUGGGAGAAGGCUGCAGAGAGGCGUCUGCUGUCACCUCUUCCCUCCGUUGAGGGUGGCCGGCUGGCUGGCUGCUGCUGCUGCUGCCCAUCCGCCGGUUCCCAAGCCAUUUCUUAUCUGCAAUGACGGGCAAAUCUGUCCGGGACGUGGACAGGUAUCAGGCGGUCCUUGCCAGUCUGCUGCUUGAAGAGGAGAACAAAUACUGUGCGGACUGUCAGGCAAAAGGGCCAAGAUGGGCCUCGUGGAACAUUGGCGUCUUCAUCUGCAUCCGCUGUGCUGGAAUCCACAGGAAUCUGGGUGUCCACAUAUCCCGAGUAAAAUCUGUCAAUCUGGACCAAUGGACGCAAGAGCAAAUGCAGUGCAUGCAAGAGAUGGGGAACCGCAAAGCGAAUCGCCUCUACGAAGCUUACCUUCCGGAGAACUUCAGACGACCUCAGACAGACCAAGCCGUGGAAAGCUUUAUCAGAGACAAAUACGAGAAGAAGAAAUACGUGGACCGAAGUCUUGACAUCAACAUGUUGCGGAGAGAAAAGGACGACAAAUGGAAAAAGGAGGCAGCCUCCGAGAGAAAACUGGAGCCCAUAAUCUUCGAGAAGGUGAAAAUGCCUCAGAAAAAGGAUGACUCGCAAAUCAAGAAGAGCCCUUCCAAAUCUUCCGAGCCUGUCAUGGACUUGCUGGGACUGGAUGUUCCUGUUUCAUCUGCCCUCCCCAAUGGCAGAUCCAGUAGCUGUUUAGAGAAGGACCUGGACCUCUUUGGCGCUAUAGGCACCGACAGAAAGGUGGUUGGCUCGAUGCCCACAGCUGGGAGUGCUGGGUCUGUUCCCGAAAACCUGAACCUUUUUCCUGAGCCCAGGAGCAAGGCAGAAGAGCCGGGGAAGAAGCAGCUCUCAAAGGAUUCGAUCCUCUCCUUAUAUGGUUCCCAAGCCCCACAAAUACCCACACAAGGAGCUGUGUUUGUAGCCCCCACCCAGAUGGGGUACCCUGCAGCCUAUCCCAGUUUCCCAGGCAUGGCCCCACCCAGCAGCAUGAUGAGCGGCGUGAUGGCACCCCCGGUUGGGAUGAUGGCACAGCCAGGCGCAGCUGGCAUGGUGGCACCCAUGGCGAUCCCAGCGGGCUACGUAGGGGGCAUGCAGACGGCAGUCAUUGGGCUCCCCAACGGGAUGGUGGCGGCACAGCAGGCUGGCUACCUGGCUGGCAUGGCUCCUGUGCCACCCCCGGUGUAUGGCACGCAGCCAGCCCAGCAGCUCCAGUGGAAUAUUGCUCAGAUGACACAGCAGAUGGCUGGGAUGAACUUCUAUGGCACGAAUGGGAUGAUGGGAUAUGGACAGUCCAUGGGCAGAGGAGGGACCCCAGGAACCAACCAAACUCUCAGCUCCCAAGUGUGGAAAUAACGCACCUGGAUUUGGACCACUUCUCUCUCUCUGCUUCUGUUCCUUUUUCUCUUUUUGCUUCUGUAUUAAAAUUGCUCCCUGAGGUUACCUUAAAGCUUUAUUUUCCUUUCCCGUGGUCUCAGCCAGACCUUCCCUCUGCAUAAGAGACAGCUGCUCUGCCACUUUACCCUCCCCACGUCAAUGGCACCCUCUGCAUAAGAGACAGCUGCUCUGCCACUUUACCCUCCCCACGUCAAUGGCACCAGCGGAUCAGGACUGUCUUCUGUCUCAGCUCAUUAAAAUGUGUGCAUUUUUCUUUGGGGAGAGGCAUAGGGUGGAAGGUGGCCAUUGUUGUGGGGGUUAGCCAGAAGGCGGAAGCAGCCCUGCCCAAGACCUUGAAAAGGGUAGCCAUGAUGGCUCAGGUAAAACUGAACUCACUGCUUAGGAACUGGACAGAAAAGAAGUUCCUCGUCAGGUGUUGCUCAGCUAAGUUUAAUUUCUCUGUCCAUUUUCUCCCUCAAAUAAAAGGUGGUGAAUUCUUUCUUGCCCUUAUAUCCACUUGACCUACAAGCACAUUCCAUUGUUAUUAUUAUUAUUAUUUUGUGGAAUUCUCCAUAACUAGUUCCACCUUCCAUGAGCUUCAAAUGUUCCUUCCCUGGAGCUAGUGGAUUUCCACAGGACCCUUGAGCACAACGGACCUUUUCUGGAAUUGUCAAGUGGUGUGUUGUGGCAGGGGGGAGAAAUUGCUCUCUUAAAAGCUGCUGCUGCUUCUGUCUCAACUGUGGUGGUGACACAUUUAUUGACACUUUUCUCCACCCUCCCCAGUCCCACCCCCAGUCUUCCUUUGUUCUCCUUUUAAUGACAUAAUAAUUGAUCAAGGGCCAAGUCUUUGGUGAGCUCCUUCUUGCACUUGGUUUGCACUCUGUUUUUGUUCUGUGUACACCCCCUGCAACCCCCCCCCACACACACACACAUGCCAGCAUGAUGGUUUAGUGACUGAGUUACCAACCAAGGGAUUGGGGCCAUCUGGUUCUCCUUUCUCCCACAGCUACAUCAUGGGGAGAAAAAUACCCGACCCACGUCCCUAAAAGGCUGUAUCAGCAUAAGCAAAAGCCAGGUGUCUUCUGUCUACCUUACUUUGUGUAUAUGUAAAUUCCUUAAUAAAGAUAUUGCAGUGAGACAUGA
This is a messenger RNA of Hemicordylus capensis (graceful crag lizard), 3294 nucleotides long. RefSeq names its product small ArfGAP2 (gene SMAP2). Gene Ontology annotation, molecular function: GTPase activator activity. Bases 862 to 2130 code for a protein of 422 amino acids. The transcript has 11 exons. NCBI's taxonomy places the organism in Eukaryota, Metazoa, Chordata, Lepidosauria, Squamata, Cordylidae. The record is from RefSeq and is a predicted model, not a curated record.